UCGGCAAUUUUCUUCCACCCGUAUAAGACGCGUGCCGUUGUCAGGAUGGUCGUCUGCGGCGACGAUAUCGAUCGGCGCAGGCGCAUGAUACGUCUUUACGCCAUAUUUGGUCCUUGUGGGUCAAAGCAUCAAAGAAGGACAAACAUAAGCCACAGGAUGAUUUUUUCAGUUUUUAACUUUUUGGCCUAUUUGGCCGCGUUCCUGCUCCCUGUAGCCAGUGGAUAUGAUCAACUGGACUCCUUCACAGAUACAUUACUACGAGAAGUCAUGAGCAGAAUGGCGAGUCCAGAGGAUGCUCUUGGUGGUAACUUUGAUGAUUAUGGCCUGCCACCUAAAUUUGCUCCUCAGGAUGAGCACGACCUCAAAGAUUUUCCUGGAAGAGCUUUUGAAGCAAGAAGGGAUGCAAUUCUUGGUAGAGAGCCUUCAAUUAGAGACCAGGAGUACUUAGAACAUUCAUCAUUAUUUGGUCACCAAUACAUGCAAGGAGGUGCUGGCGAAGGUCACCAGCGACUGAAACCUGAUGGCAGCAUCAAGAAUGUAGAAGUCGUAAAAUCCGACUCGGGCCUUCCUGCAUAUUGUAAUCCACCAAAUCCUUGUCCCCUCGGAUAUACAGCGGAAGAUGGUUGUCUUGAGGAUUUUGUGAAUACAGCUGCUUUUAGUCGAGAAUAUCAGGCUUCGGAGGAUUGCAUGUGUGAUUCGGAGCAUAUGUUUGAUUGUCCUGGUGCCACUCGAGAAAGUGAAAUUGACGCCUUAGCAAGAUCUUUUGAGAAUGAAGGACUAGCAGAGGCUGCCUUAGACCGCCUCAUUCAAAGCAUGGAGAUUGAGGGGGAGCACAAAAUUGUGGCGAAGAAAUAUUUCACACACCAGCCAACAAAUCCUUUUCUGGAAGGAGAAAAGUUACCAGUCGUGGCAAAGAAAACUCCGAAAUCUUCCGUAAUACAAUAAUAAGGAAUGCGACUAUUAUUGGGUGCAUUAAAUUGUAGAAACGAUCUCAAGGUUUAUUUUACUGCUUUUAUCGUAUUUAUGUAGCAUCUUCCUGUUAAAUAAAUAUAUCUAUGUAUUUGAUAUUUCGCAAAUUAUGCUAUUAUUAUUGUGAAAUUAUUUACGGUGUUUUACAUCUACGUUUGCACAUAUUUUAUCAGGGGGUGAUAAAUCAAUAAAAGUUUUAUGUCGUUU
Messenger RNA from Stegodyphus dumicola, 1176 nucleotides. RefSeq names its product Secretogranin_V domain-containing protein 7B2 (gene 7B2). Gene Ontology annotation, cellular component: secretory granule. Gene Ontology annotation, biological process: neuropeptide signaling pathway; regulation of hormone secretion. The record is from RefSeq and is a predicted model, not a curated record. Lineage: Eukaryota; Metazoa; Arthropoda; Arachnida; Araneae; Eresidae. Gene Ontology annotation, molecular function: enzyme regulator activity.